CUCCCAGGGCGCCGCGGGAAGGAGCGGGCAGGGCGCCGCCUGAGGGCGGGGGGUACGAAAGGGAACCUGCCGCCGGUGCCGCCGCAGGUCGCUUCCCUCAGGUUUAUUGUGAAACAGUUGCAGUGUCAAGGAGAAAUCAGAAGUAAACCACAUACCACAACCAUUCGGUGUUAUCUGAGGAAGAUGCAGUGUUUUAGUGCAUACCUCUGAAAGAGCUGAUCCUGGGUGUGGAAUAGCCUCUGCAUGGCCCAGUUUGGAGCAAACUGAUAAGGCUCCUUGUUUCUUAGCAACCACAGUCUGCCAUAGCCAGAAACCUGCCCCUCUGCAGCUGGAGGGAAAAUUCUGAAUGUCUCAGAUCUGGGUCUUGAGCCAAGACCUGUGUCUUUCCUGGGCAUGGAGGUGCCAUAUGUCCUUCUCUUAACUAGAUUCGUAGCAGAGGUUGCCAGCAAAUCUACUGAAAGUUCGGUUUCAGAAACAGAAUGCUGUGUGGAUAUGCUGGAUUCAAACAGUUCCUGUCCAGUAACCAACCAGUGCAGUCCAGGUUGUUACAGACGAUGGAAUGAGGAUGGUAGUAGCAGCUGCAUUAAAUGCAAAAAUGAAACCCUUCCUGUUUCAUCUGUUUACAAUCUGACUGAAUGCAAAAAUACUGGUAUCAGAGGAAUGAAUUUCCAAAUGAAUAUAAGCACUGUAACUCCUUUCAUACAGAACAUAGGGGGCCCAGAAGUGGCAGCCUCUCUCAUCUUAGGGACAUUUUUCAUCAGUUUAUUCCUGAUUCUGUCUGUUGCUUCUUUCUUCUACCUCAAACGUGCCAAUAAACUUCCUAAUGUUUUCUACAGAAGAAACAAAGCAUCUGUUCUCCAGCCUAGUGAAACAGCAUCUAUGAUACCUCCCCCAGCUUCUUCAGUUCGGAAGCCACGAUAUGUCAGACGAGAACGGUCGCUAGUGACAUCUGCAUCUGCUGCUAUGAUCUCUUCCUCUGAAACCAGGGUCAGCAACGUUUAGCCUUCAUUCUUGACUGAGGACUUUAUAAAUGUACACAGCAUUGAAGGAACUUCUUCUGAAUCCACUGAAGUGUCAGGAAAACAUCGCAAGCAGCUGACCUAAAUGGAAGCUAAAUUACUGUGUCAAAGGGUUUGUGCCAAAUGUUAACAGAGAAAUGAACUAAUGCAAAGAUACUGAUGGGAGGCUACAUCCAGUUCAGUGAACUGCUUUGGUGAUCCUGAAAUGCACUAUUCCAGCUCUGUGGUUCCAUUUGUUUCCUACAGAUGCUGUGUUUAAAAUCUUUAAAGAAUCUGCCUUUCUUUUGUACACUUUCAGCUUUGGCAAGUACUUCUUCCUGUGUUGUGAUGUGUUCUGUGUCCCCAGAGCUGAAUGUCUCAGUGAUGCAGGCCAACACAAAAUACUGGGAUUCCUCAAGGAUGUGGACUCGUUUGAAGGACCCACUAACUAAUGCUAACACUAAGUGCCACUGCUUUAACAUUGUAGGACAAUAUAACAAUACUUAACAUGCUGUAUCCUUUUGAAGCAAAAAUUGAUGCCUCCUCCUGGAGCAUCCUCUUCAGCCUGUGACAUAGCUGACCCUGGUUUUUAACUGUGAAUAUAGACCCGCUAUCCAGAUAUUGUUGUUCUUGGUGCUUUUGAAGGCUGUGGUCAGUAUGGGUCCAAUCCCAAGUGUGGGAAUUCAUCGGGAAGCUUUUCCAAUUGGCUUCGGUGCAGUCCUCGGGUAAAGAGCCAUUUUCUAUGGCUUUGUAAACUGAUAGGCUGCUAUGUCUGUCCUGCAAAGACUGUCUCCGCUGGCUUCCUUCCCUUAACGCAGCAGUUGAAGGGAAACCAAAAUUCCUGCAGGGUAGCUGUGCACCCGGUAGACAUGUCACUGAGUGUUGAGAAGAACAGGUGAGGUCAGGGGGAUUUCUGCCAAUGCAAUAAGGGGUUUCUUUGGUCAAGCCCUUCAGUAACAUGCCUGAUAUCUGCAGGCCAGCACCUUAUGACCGAGCUCAACAAGUAUUUCCUUGUUGAAAGCACUGGAUAAAUAGCCCUCACUCUCAGAUGCUUGUUCUUGCCCGUCCCUUGCCAGCUGUGUGGCUGAGUAGUCACUUGAUCAGGAAAUUAAAGUAGCUGUAAAAUAAUUUUUUUUGGCUAGGUUAUCCUUCACCAAUUUUUUUCCUGUCGUGUUUGACUCUGUUGCCAUGUGAACACAGCUAUCAGCAUAACGGGCACAGUGGUAUGGGCAUAAGAGUGGGUGACUGGGGAAUAAGUGAAAAACCUGAGGUUGCUAAAUUGGUUGAAGUGUCACUGUCACCAUAUGGGAAAUUAUAACUAUGCAGCUUGUGCAUUCCCACCUACCUGUGUUGCUAUUGCCUCUUUUGGUUUAGCUGGCACUCUGUUAUGGGUCUGUGCUCCUAAAAUAAAUUACUUGGAAGCUCUUCAUCAGCAUCCACUGGCAUGAACCUAAACUGGAACAGUCAGUUCUCUUUUUCAGGAAAAUGUGAACAUAACUGUCUUGAGCUGACAUGACACCCAUAUGGAGAGUCCAAAGCCUGUGAUGCAGAUUCCUUUUUCACUGUGGUUAAAAACUUAUUCAAAGCUGAAAGAUGAGAACUGGGAUGGGAGAGAUAUAUUUAUCUUAUUGAAUAGACCUGUUUUAAUGUAAGUUUCAGUGCAGUUGUAUUUACUUUUGUCUCUCUCCUUACAAGGUAAUGAGAUCUCUUUGUAGCAUCCAAACAAGCUGGGGCAAAAAUUUGGGGGUAAAGAACAAACCAUGAAGAGGUCCCCAUGCAAAAAAAACCAAACCAAAACAAAACAAAAACCAAACAACCAACCCCCCCCCCCAAAAAAACAGAACAAAACCAAAACAAAACAACAAACAAACAAAAAAACCCCAACAAAACAAACAAACAAAAAAAAACAACACAAAAAACUCCCCCUGAAAUUCUGUAUGGAGAAACUUAAGAUUCUUUCUAUGACAAUGGUAAGUAAAAUUUUUGUUCUACUGGACAAAACUAAAGAGAGCAGAUAAUGCCAUUUUGACACCCUUCAGCUUUCAAUAUGAAAUGUGCUUUAUAGUUUGUAUGUUCCAAGUUCAGGAGGUGGCAGUUUUGUUUCUGUCAUUUUGAUGUCUUUGUAUCUUUGUGCUGCUGUAAUUUUUUCCACAGGUAGAAAUUAUGUCUGGAGGUCAUAGGUUUUUCCUGAACUUAGUUGCUGAAUAUUUUCCUAACUGCUAAGGAAGAGGAGUAACUAUGCAAAUAAUGCCAAGAAACUGCACCUUUGCAAGCAGGGAGUUUCUGCUUGUGAAUCUGUCAAUGAUAGUGCAUUCUUGUAUUGCUUAGUUGCUAGUAUUUUCUUUCUACACAUAAAUUACCGAAGGAUCAUUCAUGUCAUUGUACAUCUGAACCCUAUCUUAUCCUCAAGUGCAUAUUGUAACUUAGUUUAAUGUCAAGCAUCUAACAUAACAUUUCUCUUCCCCUUCUCAUACUCUUCUUCCACUCCUCCCCUCCCCUUUUAAAUGCAGCAGUUAUUAUUUUUACUAUUUUCUUGUGUUGCAGGAACUAUUCAGCUUUUGUUAUUGCUGUCUGACACAGUGGACUCCUGGUCUAAGCAGUUUCUCAUUCGUUUGCACUGUCAAGUUAAAUAGAUAAUGUGGUGUUUUGGUAUCCAUCUCCCUUCAAAAUAAUAACACAUAUGUAUUUUAAAAAAUUGGCUUUAUGAACCCUGAUAUUUAAUGUAUUUGUAUAUUUUUAAAUUGUGUCGAAAUAAACAUAUUUGAGCCUUUUUCUUAA
Messenger RNA from Tyto alba (common barn owl), 3776 nucleotides. It is a transcript of the gene CUNH1orf159, whose product is annotated as chromosome unknown C1orf159 homolog. The record is from RefSeq and is a predicted model, not a curated record. NCBI's taxonomy places the organism in Eukaryota, Metazoa, Chordata, Aves, Strigiformes, Tytonidae. Bases 394 to 1002 code for a protein of 202 amino acids. The transcript is spliced from 11 exons.